UGGCAACGGGAGGGGAAUGUUGUCAUGCCCUCAGCUUUUGUCGUUUUUCGAUUUUUCUCUGCAUUUUCCUCUCGGCGGAAUGAAGCCGUGGAUUGGUUAUGGUUUGUUGACUUUUGGUGGACCGAUGUCUGUUUGAGGUCUGAGGUUGCAGAUAAAUUGUGUCCGUGACCUAGGAACACAUUAAAGUCGCCGGAUUUUCUUUGCUAUCGCCCUUAAUGUUUGAAAUACCUUCAUGUUUUGUGCUGUGACAUAUACUCGAUCGAAGACCUAUUUUUAGUCCCUUCUCCCUUCCCUUGUUUUCAUGUCAUGCUAUAUGAUAUCAUGAAUGAUGAGAAAGGACCAUAAACACACCUUGUUUCAAGUACAAUGUAAUUUAGGAGCUAAUUAAGGUGUGUUACUAUCUCUUGCUUUUUGAUGAUCUAUUUAUUCAUCUUGUCCCUUAAGCAGUCAAAAUGGUUCGGGUGAUAUCUGUGCACCACUUUGCAAAUCAACAUGUACAAGUCAUUGAACAACCUACAGCUUGCACUGUGGCCCCACCAAAUAGACUGCUUUCAGCACUUAUGAGCAACUGUGUAGAAGUAAGGGACUUGAACAAUGAAUCAGAUGUACUCUUCUCAUUUCCUACAGUUGACGAAGUAAUACAGAUAGUUCACUGUAUUAAUGGCAACUAUGUCGCUACUCUUGAGACCAAAUUCAAUCGUCAGAAUAAGGAGAUUAAUUUUGUCAGAGUGUAUAUCAACUGGGAUAGCAUUGCGACCCUGCAACAGUCGAAAAUGACAAGUAGCGGAGUUAGUCUUGGGUCAUCCGAAUGUGGAAUGGUGCAGCCUAUGAGGGCAAGAAUUGCUGGUAGAGUGACACCCACUACAAAUCAGUCAGAGUUAAGCAGUCUUGAAAUGAUAGAAGUGCCUGUGAAAAAGAAUCCCAAUGCUAUCGAUUGUUGUCAGAUAUCAGGCAACCUUUUGGUACUUUCAGAGAAAACAGUUACCUUGUAUGCGUUUCAAGUGAAGGUUCACGAUAUCUCCAAACUAAGAUUCAUAGACUUUGAAGAGUUGCCACUGACAAUUGAGUUAGCCUUCCACCCUUUGCAAAUUUUGUUAUGUGAAAAUUACAUAGCAUGUGCAAAUAAGGAUAGCAUGCAUCUUUUUAAAAUUCUUGAGAGUGGUAAAGAACCCGCUGAUAUCAAUGGUACUACUGAAAAUGAGUUUAACUUUAUUUAUCCUAAUAAUGGUCCAAUUGACUACAGAAAGCUAUUGAGAGAAGAGAUGUUACAUACCACCAAAGAUAAGAUAACAGUAAAUUUACCUACAAUUGUCAAAGAAAAUAGUAUAAUACACAAAAAUAGUCCAUUUACAUUCAGCGAUAAAGAUAUGAUAGCAACAAUCACAUUGUCUUCUAUGGAAAAUAAAACACAAAACUAUAGGAUAGAAAAUUUAAUACAACUGAAACUUAUACCGAUUUUGAUCGAGAGUGCGCAAAGACAGGUGACAGAAGAAUUCAAAAGUAUAGUGUUAAAACCUCUACACAUAGACCAAAACUUGAACAAAUCCAAAACCGGACCUGAUUCGAGGUUUUUAAGAAGUGAUUAUAAUAAAUGCCUUAAUAGUGUAGUCUGUGUUGUUGCUACACAGCAGGAGGGAUAUUUAUAUCAUUUUGAUGAUGCAGAUCCCUGCAUAGACCGAGAUAACUGUUUGGCAAUAUAUCCAUUUACGGCACCUGUAUUCAAAAUUGUGAUGGAAGAUUACUUUUUACAUGCUCUAACUGAAACAGGCUUGGAAUCAUAUACGCUGAGAUAUGGACAUCAAAUGUGCCGAAAUUUUGAUGUCGUCGAUAAUGUGAAUGCCGCAUGUCCUCCAGUCACGGAUUCAAUAUGUCUAGUUGGUUUGCGACCAUUCUUAGGUGUAGAACAGAUAUUAUUAGCUGAAAACCAUUUGGUGUUGCUUGCAAAUUCCGAAAUCUCACCUGCUCAUUCUGUCAGCUCCAAUAGCAGUUCAAAUGCAUCAUUUCUCACCCUGUACAAUUUGGAAUUGCCUGCCCCAAAAAUGAUCUUCAAUGAUAUAUCGAUAGUGGCUAAUGUUCAUCGUUUCACUUCCGUACAAACCUAUUGCCAUCUGAUGAGUGAGGCUCACAUGAUUUUGAGGAUGGUGGUACUACUAAAAAAAUGGUGCUUAACCGAUGAAAAUGUUAAAUUAGUAGUGCCGGUAAAGCUGAACAACGACGAUGUCAUAGAAACCUACAGAACCUCUUGUGCUUUACUGGGAGAUCAUUUCAUCAUGUGCAAUAAUGAAAACGAAUAUAGUUUAGCAAUACCUUACUACAAAAUGGCAAGAGUUCUUCCACACGAGGUGUUAAGAAGGAUUAAGAAAAUCCAGGAGCAGUCCGGAAAUCAGUCGACCAAAGGUCUGAUGUACUACUUGAAAAAGACCCUAUUGGAAAUAAACUCUGGUGUAGAUGCUGAUAGACUGUUUGGGCCAAAUUCGAAACAAAACUUUUCAGAAGCCAUAUUUGAGUUACUAGAAGUUCAUGGAUAUGAAGAUCUCCCGAAUUUGAUUUUGAAAAGUAGAAUUAUCAGAGAAUACUCGACGGAUAAGCUGAUCAGCAUCUUGUCUAAUAGAAUCUCAGAGAAAUCUCCAAGGCUGGCUGAAAAAUACUUGGCAUUAGCGAUAUUAUAUAUCCAGAAAUGCAAUACCAACAGUGCAAAGGAAAAUAUAGAGAACAUUUCACAGCAAAGCUUAUGCGAUUUGCUUUUAGAAAAUUAUAACCUUGUCUUUGAAACAACAUAUUCACCACAAAGUAAAAGCAAGGGAGUUACCACAUUUUCUGAAUUGACUAUCCUCUUGAUAACAGUUUGCCCUGAAUUACUGUGCACAAUUUUUGUUACUCUAGUCAUUGAUAAGAAGGUUAUCAAUCUGCACAAGUUGCUUAAAGUAUUUAUAGAAUAUUUACCUUCUAGUAUAGGCAACGACUGUAAUUUUGCCAGUGUCGUAUUGCAGAAAACUUUGGAAAACUAUUUCGAGAGGUACUUUUCUAAACCUGAAAACAUAGAUUUGUCAAAAAUUAUAUAUGAAAGGGGAGCUGGAGAAGCUGUUAAACUGCUGGUGAGAUCGUACUUGAGCCAGUUACAGAUAUUGCAAAUGAAGGAACAGCAAAGCAGUAAAGAUGGGAGAUAUGUAGCCACAAAUGAAAACAAUGACAAAUACACCUUCGACGAGGACGACGACUUGAACAAAGAUAGACAUCAAGAAAAAUUAGGUUACAACCAUAUAAGCCAGACCUACUUUGAAGAACAAAAGAAGAAACCGAAAGGCAGCUAUCUCUUCUCUAAUUUUCGAUAUGAGUACCUGGAUAAAAUGCCCCCCUUCCAAAUAGACAUCACCUCCAAGUUGUACGAGACUAGCGUGGAGGAUUAUCCAGUAAAGCAAGAGUGGCAACCUAACGAAGAAGCAGAUUUGGUGUUGAAAAAGUUGCAGGCUUUACUGUGCAGCCAGGUGGUACCAAAACAAGUAAUGACAGAAGUGAAUACGUAUUUGUCCGUCAACGAAAAUCUCAGAGGAAGUGAGAGUUUAAUGUCUAUCAUUAUGGGGACGAACGAUGCAAUUCUGUUGUUGAUUGAUGCUUGUCCGCAGUGUCUAUUACAGUUUGGAAAGGACCGUUUCUGCAGAACGGAUGAGUGGAAAUUCCUUAUAGCUACAGUACAAAGAAGAAUCUUAAGGUUAUCACAAAAUGGGGAUUUGAAACGGGUGUGUUUUUUCCAUAAGAAAAUUCUCAAAGAUAUUCUGACGCACGUGGCGUCAUCCAUGACACUGGAACAACUGAUGCAAGUCUUUCCACAGCGUUUUAGCACGACUAAUAUCGAUUCGAAUAAAGAAUCAUCAGACAUUCUUGAAAAAGCAGAGUAUCUCGAUAGAGAUGCGGAUUUACUCAACGAAAUUCAGACGUACGAACCGUACAUAAUGAUCUGUAAGGAAACUAUGCACGCUAAUCAAAUCAAUAAAUUGAUCACGACUACAGGACAGCAGCUGCUGUGCUCUUUGAAUUUGUGAAUUGGUGCUUCGUCAUUUAUUCUCAAAUCGAACAGUAUUUCCCUUGGUCAGUACCUAUAAUAAACGAACAAGCAAGAAAAAUAUAUUUGUUGACUAUCAUGAUACUUGAUAGUCACUUGUUGUUAGCACCACUUAUGGACUAUGUAAAUUAAGACUUAAUGUAACAAUAUAAGUCUGUCUAUUGCUGAUAUCACCUUUCCAUAAAGAUUUGUAUAUGAAUAACAAAAUUUUUGCACUUUGUAUCAUAUAUUGUUUGUAUAAGCUCACAGACAUACUUUUUUAGUUUUGACUCAUGUUGAAGAUUUUCGUGUCAUCGUAUGAGUCGUCCACAUUUAUGGUUGUCACUUGUCAUGGAUGUAGGACUUACCGUUUAUUGAUCUUCGAUACAAAGGAUUACAAAGAAGAACAAAAAAUGUAAGUCUCAAUUUUGAAUUUCUGUAAAAAACAAACUAAAAGCGUUCACGUUCUUAGAAUUCUUUUAAAAACUACUCUAGUAGCCACAAGUAGUAGUUUUCAAAUCAAUUCAAAAAUGGAAACUUACAUUUUUUUGUUCUUUUUUGUAACCCUUUGUGUGUUUAUAAAUAAAAAACUACAUGCUGCUGGCAAGUAAUGUUGAUUUUGUAAGAUUGGUACAUCACCCAUUAAGAUGAAUUAAUCAUUAGGUGAACACACUCUUUAUUUUUUUUAAUUUCACUUUGUGUAUUACAUUUUGGAGUUUUUACUAAACAAAAAUAAAAAAAAUCUACAUAAUUGAUGCCGUUGGGCUAAAAACAUAGAUAUGCCUGUUGACAAAAUUACAAUGUCGACAAUCGUUGUUGAAUUUAUUGAUAUACAGUGAAAGCUCUCCUUGCGGACAGCUCCUAUAAGCGGCCAUCUCUUUUAACCGGACAAAGUUCCUGGAACCGAAUUUCAGCCAUCAAUUUUCAAUGUUAAAUGCAUUCCGAUAAACGGACGCUCUUAUAAACGGACGCGGACA
Messenger RNA from Acanthoscelides obtectus, 5016 nucleotides. The record is from the annotation of a GenBank genome assembly. NCBI's taxonomy places the organism in Eukaryota, Metazoa, Arthropoda, Insecta, Coleoptera, Chrysomelidae.